Cinara cedri is the source of this 4596-nucleotide messenger RNA. The record is from the annotation of a GenBank genome assembly. Lineage: Eukaryota; Metazoa; Arthropoda; Insecta; Hemiptera; Aphididae.
AUGUCGGUGACCGCCUUCUUAACCGUUUCGCUGACGAUUGCGAUGUGGUCCGACUGCGCGCUGACGAUUUUGGCCGGUCGAUCCGACGGGCCGCAACAGCCAAUUAUCGUGUAUGCCACCCGGGCCGUAAACCAUCGUUCCGCCAAAGAGCUCACGCAGGACAGAAACGGACCUCAGAGAUUGGAAACUUCGGCCGAGCACAAGACCAUCGGACAAAAGUCUUCGGCCGACGAAUACCGUACCCUUUCGUCAUUACAGAAAACUGAAGACUCGGCCGUUUCCGUUGACAAUUCGCAGCCGGUCACCGCCAACGUCGAAGUGUACCCGGUGCUGCCCACCGAUCCUCCGCCAGCACCGUCAUUCGUCACACGAAGCAGAUACAUAAGACAUCCUUCUUACCUCGGUGGUAGCCGAGAGUUUGGGCAAGAUAUGGAAAUCGUAAACGACCAACGUUCCGAAUACUCAAUCGGCAGUGCGAACGUGGCUCCGAAAUGGAACAGGUAAGUUUAACGGGUAUUCACAGUACUAUUUAACAAUAUCAUUUUUCAGUUUUUUCAUAAAUAUGUUUUUUUUCGGACAACAUUUUUUUGGUUAUUAAAAUUGCUCCAAAUCGUUUAAAUUGUAUUUUAAAAGUUGACAAGUAUUUGAAUGGGUUCCGUAAAUAAUAUUUUUUAAAAUACACAAUUUUGAAUCAAUAUGUUCCAAUUUCAAUUUUUUUAUAAGGACUCAUACUUGAAUUUUAUAUUUGUUUAUCUCAUGGAAAUGUUCACUCAAAAGCGUUGGAUUGACUGUAAUGAUUUAUCGUUGCUCUCAAUAUACAAAACAAAAUAAUAUUAUCCUAUAUGUAUCCUUUACCUUAUCAACUUUUAUCUUAUAACAGUGGUGUAAAGAAUGCCUGGAUUUUUAAAAGUAUUUUUUCAAGACUGAACUUAUUCACGCUUAUCAACAGGUACUACCCAGCUGGUUACAGACAACUAAAAAAGUAUGGUCCAAUGAUCGUGCAGGAAACAGAUGUACCGCAGACAGACAGUGGCAGUGGUAGUAACUUGGGCAACUUAGGUACCUUGGGAAAUUUGGCCAAUUUAGGAGGUGGAUUUAAUGGAUAUGAUAACAGCGUAGACUAUAGUAACAAUGCGGCUACUUACGAACUGGAUGGCCUCAAAGCUCAGAACGGAGGCGUGGAAGUUGGCUGGUAUGGUGACUCUCACCAACAAGUAAUCUCCCCUCGACCUGUCACCACAGCUGAAGUCCGGCAACCGAGCCGCAAAGGGUCGCUCGACAUGCAGAAACUGGGCAUGUUAGCCAUAAUAAAGAUUGGAUUGGCCAAGCUCAAGGCACUCAAAGUGCUCAAGUUCCUGACAUUCUUGGCGGUUAAACUAAAACUGCUGGUCAUAUGGAAAGCAUUCCUAUUUAUCAAGUUGGUCUUGGCGGCUAAAUUUUUCAAACUGUUCGUGCUGCCGUUCUUACCCAACUUGAUGUCGUGGCUGAAGAACUCGGCUAUGAUGCAAAUGAGCCCGUCUUCCAUGCCCAUGAAUAUGCCCAUGAAUAUGAAUAUGCCUAUGAUGCCCAUGAUGCCCUCCGAGAUUGUUCAGUACCGUAACGACAGCAUGUCCGAGUCGGUACACAAAAGGAGUACGAACAUCGACAUUGACCGGGCCGCUCAAAACGGUCCACCCAAUCUGAUCCAGUUCAUGUUUGAUGUACAGACGGCCAAAUGCGUGGAAAAGAUGGCUUGCCGGGUAGCUGGUACGAAGCCGCCAAGUCUCAAUUCUAUAUGGAUGAAUUGGUGAGAAUAUUAUUAUUAAAUAUUACUUGGAUGAUGACACCGGUUUAUUAAAUGUGAUGCGCCUAAUUUAGGAAAAAUGAUAAAUAAUUGAAUCUCUUAUUUACAUACCUAUAUAAUGUUCACAAUCACAUAAAAUUAUUAUUAAUAUCGUUAAGUUAUUACGGUUUUUAUUAGGUUAUAUCUACUUUUUUUUAAUUUUAAUUUAACCCAUGAAAAACUUCACUUAUUUUCUUCCGUUUAAACUAUAAUAAUAUUAUAAUAUGCAGAGAUGAUUAGCUUGGAGACCAAAAUAUAAAAAAAUUGUCACAAAUAGAUUUUUUUUCUGUUUAUUCUAAAGCAUAUUCUGAUUAUAGGUACACACGAAUACACACGGUACUGAGACACACAAUAAAAAAAAAAAAAAAAUACACUAUAAUAUUACUUUCAAUAAAUGGGCAAUUGUGUUAAAAUUUAGUAAAAUAUUAAUACAUAUUUUAAAAUAUUUUUCGCGAAAAUACACAAAUCGAUUACUGUUCAUGUUUUUCCGUCAUUAUAUAGGUAGUGUAAAUAGGUACUUUUUUUAAUAAUCAAUUGCCAAGGGUAAGGAAAUGGCAUAAUUUUUUUUUAUAUUUAUCCAUAAGAGAAUUAUAAUAUUAUUAUAAUCGCAAUCCCCCAGCUGCGAACUAACUCGUGUUAAAUGUCGAUUUGGAUGGAUUAUUGAAUCGAGUUGCUCAGUGAAUUCUUUUAGAAAAACUGUUUUCGUCAGUGAUGGAAAUAAAAAACAAACACAACAAAAUAACUAUAGGUUGAUAUUAAUCUCUAACGUUUUAAGUGUUUUAAAUUUUUUUUUUGUGAAUUAUGUAUAUAUUAUUCAUAAAUCCUGUUGUAUAUUUUAAUUUAUUGAUAAUAUUUGUAUGUAUACAUAUAUUUAUAAUGUGCUACACUUGAAUAUCAGAAUAAAAUAUAUCUAUAUAUAUAUAUAUAUAUAUAUACAGGGUUUUCAACAUAAGGAGAGACAUUCAUUAUCCCUCUCAGCAAUUUUCAACUUUUUUCGGAAUUUGCUUUUCAGAAAAUUUUAGAAAUUAGUAGUUCUAAAAUUUUAUAUUACUCUUUUUUUAUUUUGUCACCCUUAUUGUAGAGAUUUUAACCACUUAGAUUCUAAUUAUUUAACAAACUAGUUACUUUUGUUUUUUAAAAUGGAAACCUAUAUUAAAAAUUCCAAAAAUAGAUGGAAUAUUAGUUUAAAUCAAUUUAGGUGUUAACAUUUUUAAUUUCCGUUUACUAGCUGACAAGAUAUUCCACUUUUAAGUUUUGUCAGUGGGAGAGUGGUGGAACAAUAUUAAAUGCCACGCGCCGUGCUGCCACACAAAUGAUACACCACUACUCUCCCCCCACCGAAACUUAAAAGUGGAAUAUCUCGUCAACUGGUUGACAAAUAUUAAACAUUUUAACAUCUAAAUUGAUUUAAACUAAUGCUCCGUGUAUAAAUGAAGAAUUUUUAAUAUAGGUUGCCAUUCGGAAAUCAAAAUUAAGAAGCAGUUUAACCUUCUAAAAUAAUGAUGAAAAAAAAUAAAAAUAAAGUAACAUUUUAGAGCUACUAAUUUCUUAAAAAAUUCCGAAAAUAAAAUUUACUACCUAAAUUAAACUCAACUUUUUCUUAUUGACCACGAAUUUUAACUUAUAAUGUACCUCUUGUUAAAUUUUCAAGCAUUUCUGUUCUGUCUAAGAAUUUUAUCCACAUAGUACUAAAUAAAAAUUACUUAAAAAACCAGCGACAAAUCUAUACCUCUAAACAGCUCAAAUAUGGUUAAAAUACUUUGAAAAUUUUAUUAUGUCUAAUAAAAAACAAAUAUGAGUAGUUUGUCGAAAUUCCAGGUUUCUAAAAAUAUUUUGAAUUUCCUUUCAGAAAAAGUGCUUCACUUGAAUAUCAGAACAAAAUGUCUGAUAGAAAAGUUGUUCACAGGAAAAAAAAAUGAAAAAAAAAUAAACAUCAAUUUAAAACCAUUAAACUGCUCGUUCUGCUCAGAAUCUAAAAUAAAAUUCUUAUAACCUAAGUAGUAGAGAUGAGAAAGCUUAGAUGAGUGAAGUGACGAGAGAGAAGAUUAGAUGUGAAACAAGUACAUACGUGGUAGCGUAGAUAUAACUUCGAUAAUAGAUAAAAUAAGAGAAAAUAGACAGAAAUUGUUUGGACAUACCAUGAGAAAAGAGAAAUCACAAACAUUGUGGGUGGUAAUAAAAAUAAAUGCAAGAGAAAAAAGGAGUCAAUUUUUGAAAAAUUAAGACCCUGUUAAUAUAAUAAGAAGUUACAGUCUUCUUCUACCUCUUUAUAACUUUCGCAAGUAUUCGGGGUCAGUAUUUCAAUUUUAAAUCUCCACUUGAUUCUCAGCUUUAUCAGCAAGGCUCAUAUUACUUACUCAAAUUUAUCAUCAAUAACCAUCUCCUUUUCGGUUUUAAUUUCCCCCUCUUCUAUUACAUAUGCAUUUGAAAAACUGCUUUUAUAACCUCUGACUUCCUGACCAAGAUACUUCUUUCCAUCACUUUAGCCAAACAUACUUCUAAUUCUAUUUGUAUACUUAUAUAAACUCUCUAUCUCACAACCAUCGGCGAUAUAUUAUUACAAUCAAAAUAACUUAUAAUAUUACGACUUUAGGAUCCUAUCAUCGUUGGUCAGUUACAUCCCUAACAAAAAACUCAAAACGUACGUGUCAACAUUCAAGGAUGUUUCCAAUUAUCGUUUGGGAAACCUUUUCAGCAAUCCGUCGGCCGAGGAAUGGUCGAAAUGGUGCGACAAACGAUAUUCUUGCCGAGGAGAAAUCGGAAACGAUCAAUAA